GCUUCAGGGUGACUCUGCUCACCUUUACGGACCUGGACCUCGAUAACGACGAGCUUGGUGGUACCUUGGGCUGGUUUGAGCACAGCCAAAGCUACAAGGUGGUCGCUUAUCACGUCUUCCUGGCCACGGACGAAAUUGGCUCGAACCGCUUCCGCAUCAGCAAUGGGACAGGCAUCCCCCAAGGGAGCAACGAGUUUGACGUGGAGCCCGACACCACGGUCUGGUUGGCGGGAAGCCAGCACGCAACCCACUUCUGUGUCUUCCAGGUUAGCUUCACCGAUCUAGACCUGGACGUGAACCAAUUCGGCGGGAAUUUGACUUGGCAGCAGCCUUCUCUCGACACUGGCCUGAUCACCCACUACAUGGUGUACUUCAGCUUGGACGCCGCUGGCCUGGACAACCGCUACAACGACACGGAGCUGGAGGAACUUGGAGCCCUUUCCUACGUGGAGAUGGGCGAAGUGCCUUACGGCACCAACAGCUUCGAAGUGCCGGCCGGAACCCUGCGGUCCAGUUACUCGCACUUCCUGGUCUACUCGCGCUCAACCCUCGCCGAAGCCUCCACGCCGGCAUUUCUGUCCUUCCUCGGCGCCGCCCUGAACGCCUCGGUCACAGAGGUGAACUUCACGGACGAUGAGGCUUUGCAGGCUGCCCUGCGUUGUUUCCCUGACUACUAUCCCUUCGACUACCGCAAGUGCUGCCGCGAUCCCGGCAACGCGUGGUUCCGAAAGAACGUGGAAGAGCAGUGCUGGGCAGUUCAGAGCGGCAUCACUUUCGAAAAGUGCUGUACCUUCAAGUUUGGACCGGGGCUUCGAGGUCUGCCUUAUGCUAGCCACGCAGAUCCAUCUGCACCGACAGAGUUUGACCUGCCCGUUGGCCGCCUGGUUUUGAGGUCCGGCUUUGAGGAGCCUUUGGAAGACUUCUGGCCGCCCGGUUGGAUUUAUGCGAAGCUGACAGCGGACUUAAAAAGUGCGGUUCUUGACUCUGAAGCCUUCGGCUGGGAGGCGGGGGCGCAGAUGCUCAGGCCUUUGCUUGAAAGGGCCUCUAGCUUGCGAGUCUUUGACGUCAGCUGUGGAUUGGGGUUGAGCUCCAUCACGGCAGCACGGGCAGGUCACAACGUCACAGCCACUGAGGUGUCGCUGGAUUUGCUCCGGAUGGCAGGGCGGAACGCGAAGCGGAACGGCGCUCGGAUGCGCUUGCAGCGCUGGGACUUCUUCAGAGCCGUGCCCGGAGGUUGGCGUUCUUCUCCGUCGCAGUCCAAGGCUUACGACCUUUGCCUGAUGGAUAUCGGCUGGGCCAACGUCCGCUUCCGGGAAUUCCAGAUGGGCAGAGACUCGAAGAUGCCGUCAGCAUCGGCGUGGCCCAGCGUGGAGAGGGUGCUGAAGGGCGCCUUGUUGCAUUUGCAGCAGCUGGGAGGCUGUCGGCUUCACGCCUUCGUCGCCGCCUCGCAGGUCGUUUCCGAAGAGGGUUUCUACGUCGACGGUCACUUUGGCUACGCGAACUUCACGUUGGAACUCCUGCAAAGCCUCGCAAGCUUCGCCACGGCUCUUGAAGGUCGCACCAGGCCGAGGUGGCCGGUGGUGAGCCCACUUGGCUUCCUGGAGAAAGUGGGAUGGCCCCUGAGAGAUGCGAAAGCCGUGGGACUCGUCAGCCUUGGGGCUUUGUACGUUUGGACGAAGCCUGCGGUGCUGGGCAAGGUUGUAGGCUACAACAUCUACCUGGGCGUGGCUUGGCAGCACCACGCCCGCUUCACGCGUGAGCGGCGUCGACUUCUCUUGACCUUUCCUCGUUGGCAAGGUUCAAAGGCCCUGUUUGCGUGGGACCCCACCUUCAAGCACACGGUUUGUGACCGCGGUAGGUUAAUUGCAGAGCCUUCUGGCCUCGGUUUGCCCGAUUGGGAGCGUGCACUCGAUGCCGUACACCUACCCAACACGACUAGUCCUUGCAGUGGAAGGUAUGUUCACGUCAACUCCUUCUCUGCCUUGGGUGGUGAGCAAACAACGCCUGCGAACGUUACCGAUUUCUUCUGGGUGGACAGGGAUCUGGAUCCAGGUGGUCCCUCGACGUACAGUCCUCCGGACUACAUCUACCGUACGGAGUACUACGUGCUCUACCUGGCUGCUGGGCCCAAUGGAGAGGACAGAUCUCAGAUGGGCCAGGAGGUGCCUGUGGGCAUCGAGAGAGCGGACGUGUUCGUGGACACUCCAACGGAGGUUCAUGGGUCGCGGGGAGUGGUUCUGCCCUUGUAG
Molecule: messenger RNA, 2249 nt
Organism: Symbiodinium sp. CCMP2456
Lineage: Eukaryota; Dinophyceae; Suessiales; Symbiodiniaceae
Source: the annotation of a GenBank genome assembly